AAUAUUCCCCUAUAUGCUAAUUUAUCACAAUGCUACUUAAAUGUCGGCAAUAUGUAUGAAGCAGCUGAGACAGCGUCUGAAGUUUUAUCACGGGACCCCGAUAAUGAGAAAGCGUUAUAUCGAAGAGCGAGAGCUCGAAUAGGAUGUUGGCAGCUUGAUGAGGCGGAAGAGGACUUGAAAAAGCUGGCAAAGACACCCAAAAACGAGUCCUUAGUCCAAGCGGAAAUGGCAGUUUUGGCGCAAAAAAGGAUUGAGCUAGCAGAUAGUAAAAAGAAGACGUAUACCAAGAUGUUCAAGUAA
Molecule: messenger RNA, 300 nt
Organism: Cylicostephanus goldi
Lineage: Eukaryota; Metazoa; Nematoda; Chromadorea; Rhabditida; Strongylidae
Source: the annotation of a GenBank genome assembly